AUGUCUCCUCUGACGAGACAAAACUCUAUAGGGAACGGCCUCACACGGGCAAUAUCCUCGGAAUUCGGGCCCACAAGGGCAUAUUCGACGACGAACAAUCUGCACUCUCCGGAAGAGGGAAGCAUAAUUAGCAACGGGACACCACCACCGCAGUGGAGUGCCGCAGUAGGGAAGGCGAACCUAGGGAAAUCGGGUCGCGUCAUAGAGCGGCUGAUGGGGGAAAACGACAUGCUGAAACGCGACCUGAAUAUAGAACGCCUGCGGGCAGAAGAGUCGAACCAAGCGGUGAAGAUGGCGGAGGGGAAGAUGGAAGCUUUGACUGCGGAGUACGAGUCGCGAUUACAUGAUGCGGCCAUCACAAAGACAUUGUUGAAGAGGAGGGAACGGCAGGUUGCGGAUUAUAAGGCCCAAAUCGAAGCGGAGAGACAGAAGGCGAACGCGGCAAUCGAAAGGGAACGCGUUUGGAGGCAGGCCAUGGAAACGUUAGAGGAGGAGAGUAAACAGAAAGUGGAGGAAGCACAACUGUUCGCUGCGUUGAUGGAGGGGAGGAACAACACCAUGACGAAUCACUGGAAGGAGCAACGUGCGGAGGUCAACAGGAGCGUUGUGAAACUGGGCAAGGAGAUCGAGUUGUUGGUUCGAGAGAGGAGGAACGACGAUGAGAGGAUGAAUAUGCUGCAGUCACUGUGCGAGCAGCAAGCGGAGCAGAUGAGAGCACUAGAGAAGGAGAAAGAUAACAUCAAUGCGGCAUUCGAGGCGUACAAGAAGGAGCAAGAAGCUCUAUUGAAGGACAUCAAGCAGAAGGCUACGGCUCGGGAAAGUGAAAACGAAGAGACCCUGGCAGAAUCGCGGAGGGUCUUGGGAGAGUUGAGGUGGGCUUUGGGAGUGAAGAAGAACGUGAGAGACGCUCAGUAA
This is a messenger RNA of Amorphotheca resinae ATCC 22711, 915 nucleotides long. RefSeq lists its product as hypothetical. The coding region runs from base 1 to 915 and encodes 304 amino acids. The record is from RefSeq and is a predicted model, not a curated record. Lineage: Eukaryota; Fungi; Ascomycota; Leotiomycetes; Helotiales; Amorphothecaceae. The transcript has a single exon.